Messenger RNA from Lycium barbarum (goji berry), 932 nucleotides. RefSeq lists its product as uncharacterized. Lineage: Eukaryota; Viridiplantae; Streptophyta; Magnoliopsida; Solanales; Solanaceae. The record is from RefSeq and is a predicted model, not a curated record. The coding region runs from base 142 to 624 and encodes 160 amino acids. The transcript has a single exon.
ACUGGCAAAACCAACACAUGUGCUAGCUCCCACUUCAUUUAUAUUACACUCAAUUCACCACCAUACAACCCCAAAAUCUCAUCUACUACUAUACCAUACUCUUCAUUUCCAUUCAACAAUCCUUCAAACAUUUCUACUACAAUGAGGCAAUAUUUCCACAAUGUUGCACUCACAUUCAUCACAUUAUUAUUGUCCAUAACGUUGUUUCAAUCAAAUGCCAGAGAGCUCCGUCCAGCUGAGCACGGAUUAACGAAUCAAAACUCAUCAACAUCAUCAUCAUCCACUACCACUACAAACGACGUCGUUCCUGAGAUGCUAUCGUUCUUUAACGGCAACGGGCAACGGAAUACUAAGCCACCGGUGGCAUUGCCGAUAGCGGAGAAUCUGACGUGGAUUAACGGCGAUAGAGGAGAAAUGUCGGUUCACCACACACCUAAAGAUCAUGUUAAGCAAGUUUUGUUGAUUUCCAGUUUGGUUUGUGGAGCAACCGGCCUUGUUUUGCUUGUAAUUUCCGUGUUUGUUUAUGUCGUUUUUAGGUUUCGAAAGGAAAAAACAGUGCAAAAUGGAAAAGAAACGACAACGUUGUCAACGUCUGUAGAUAACGUUGCUCUUGUCCAGAAAUGAAGAAUUACAGUGCUUCAUUUACGAAAGGGAUAGUAAAUCUGGUUCAUUUUCAAUGUUUGUACCUUUUUUCCUUUCUUUCUUUUUGUUAUUCUUUUUUUCCCCCCUAUUCCCCUUCCGGUACCUGCAUUAAUGGAGUCUGACUAUUUUGGAAUCGCGCUGCAUAGGAUUCAUUCGGAAAAUUUUCGUACUCAGCCGAACAUGAGACUUCUGGUUAAGGAAGGAACAGCCCCAUCCGUGCACCAUAUCCAUGGGUGGUUAUUUUUGUAUGUAUAGUUGGAGUAUAUAUUUACGAAUUUUUCUUUUGUCUU